UUGUGUCUCUCCUUUCUCUUCCAUUAACUCUCUCUCCCCCUCUCUACACUUCUCAAUUCAAACAAUCAAGAAGUUCGUUAGUUUCUUGGAGCUCAUUACAAUGGGUAGAACACCAUGUUGUGACAAAAAUGGGCUGAAGAAAGGCCCCUGGACUCAAGAGGAAGAUCAGAAGCUCCUUGAUUACAUCCAAAAACAUGGUUAUGGCAAUUGGAGGACACUCCCCAAGAAUGCUGGGCUACAAAGGUGUGGAAAGAGUUGCCGGCUUCGUUGGACAAACUAUCUGCGACCAGAUAUCAAGAGAGGCAGGUUUUCAUUUGAAGAAGAGGAGACAAUCAUUCAGCUUCACAGUGUAUUAGGAAAUAAGUGGUCUGCUAUUGCGGCACGCUUGCCAGGAAGAACCGACAACGAAAUCAAGAACUACUGGAACACCCACAUUAGAAAAAGACUAUUGAGAAUGGGAAUUGAUCCUGUGACUCACAGUCCACGACUUGAUCUCCUAGACCUCUCAUCGAUUCUAAGUUCAUCUCUCUACCAUUCAUCCCAAAUGAACAUUUCCAGGAUGCUUGGAGUCCAACCUCUAGUGAAUCCUGAGCUUCUUAAGCUAGCAACCUCUCUAAUGCAAUCACAGGAACAAGAAAAACCAAACCUCGGCGUUCCUCAAACUGAUCAACAGAAUCAUCACCUUGUCCCAAACCAGUAUCAAUCUUUGAUCCAACCAAACCAAAUUGUUCAAAAUAUUAAUCCACCUUGCAGCAUGUCGAAUACUAGUACUACUUGUGUACCUAAUUUUUCUAAUGUGGAGCAAUUCUCAUCAAGCUUCGACAUUUUUAGUUCCCAAAAUUCUCCACUGAGUGACUGGCAAAACAAUGGGGAUUGUGUGCCUGCAUCUCUACCAAAUUACAGCUACUAUUGUACUUCCGAUCAAGGUACAACGAUCGUGGACCCUUCGCCGGAUACUUCGUCGACUUUUAUGUCCAACAGCAGUGACCAGAGUUUCAGCUUUGCGUCAGUUUUAUCGACACCUUCAGCGAGUCCAACUCCGUUGAAUUCCUACUCAACGACGACGUACGUCAACACCACUGAAGAUGAGAGGGAAAGCUAUUGCGGUAACAUGAACAUGUUGAAGUUUGAAAUCCAAGAUGUUUUGGAUAUUAAUGACUACAUGUACAUGUUGUAAUAAAGGUAAAGAAUGACUUGUGCACAAAGUUCUCGCAGUGGACAGUAUUGGAGAUGCAUAAGAUGUAUGCACAUCUUAUGCUCGCAUAUUUGGACAACAUGUUUCCAAGAAUAUUACAUGUAAUAUUGUAUCAAAAUCAAUGUGAAACUGAUCGAAGCGUACUUUAAUUUAAUUUAAUUUGAUUUUCUUCUCACAACUUCUAGUAGUGUUGUACUCGGUGUUAUUGAUACUUUGUAAAUCUCAAAUGCUAGUUAAUAAUUGAUUUGUAGCAAUAGUAUAUUAGUAUUCUUAAUUACAUUUAGGUUACCAUUUCAAGAAGCAAGCUCAUGUCAUUUGCUCUUUUUUU
Molecule: messenger RNA, 1523 nt
Organism: Tripterygium wilfordii
Lineage: Eukaryota; Viridiplantae; Streptophyta; Magnoliopsida; Celastrales; Celastraceae
Product: transcription factor MYB102-like
Exons: 3
Coding region: 101-1177 (358 amino acids)
Source: RefSeq, a predicted model, not a curated record